AUGACCUUUGACUAUGAGGUUGAAGAUGACGGAGACCUCCCUGAUACGUUGAGUGAGUACCCACUCUCCUCACUGUCAAAUGAUUCUUCUUGGAUGAGAAAAAUUACGGAAGCGGCAGUUGUCUUGCAUGACACGAUUGAAAUCCUUCAACAACAGGAGCAUUUUGGUCCUUUAUUUGAUGAUCCCGAAAUAACUUAUAAGUCACUGCCAGACUGUCAGAACCCUGUGAGGUAUCAGGAGGUGAUGAUAAGUCUGGAAGAGUGGACACGGGAGGCCUCACAAGAUGAACAUGCGGUUUCCGGCAACGGAUUUCUGAAAGACCUUGAGUUAUUGGCCAGCGAAGAUCCUACUGAGAGGCAAAACGCAAGAGUGCAGCGACGGGAGUUUCAGAUUCAACUAAUGGAGUAUGGUACGGCACUGCAGGAAGUCUGGCAGAGAGCUAGGGUAAAGUAUAUGUGGCCACGUGAUAUAUCAGACAUCUUCGAAGCUAUGCGAGACCUGAGCAGGGCUAUCUCAUCUGCAGUUGACAAAAGACAUUUCACUGGUUGUCACAAGGUAGAAAUUGAUGAUGUGAUGAGAAGUGAUGAAGAUGUGACAGACAUUGCAACUGCUAUUCGUCAGUGUUGGUGUGCCUGGAAAGAUCUUGAGGAUGCUACCUUUGAAUCGAACUGGGACAAACUGAACAGCACUUGGACCGAUACAAACAUUUAA
Molecule: messenger RNA, 711 nt
Organism: Tremella mesenterica DSM 1558
Lineage: Eukaryota; Fungi; Basidiomycota; Tremellomycetes; Tremellales; Tremellaceae
Exons: 2
Coding region: 1-711 (236 amino acids)
Source: RefSeq, a predicted model, not a curated record